Messenger RNA from Hymenoscyphus albidus, 864 nucleotides. Lineage: Eukaryota; Fungi; Ascomycota; Leotiomycetes; Helotiales; Helotiaceae. The record is from the annotation of a GenBank genome assembly.
AUGGGAUAUUUAGGAAACGUGGAAGCGACAAAAGCAACCUUCGAUGAGGAGGGGUAUUUGCAUACCGGGGAUCAAGCAACCAUUGACGCAAAUGGAAUGGUACAGAUCACGGAUCGAAUCAAAGAAUUGAUCAAGGUUAAAGGUAUUGGAGUCGCUCCAGCUGAGUUGGAGGAUUUGCUGUUGGGUCAUCCUGCGGUCGAGGAUGUUGCGGUCCUGGGAAUUGCAGAUGAUUAUAGUGGGGAAAAACCCUAAGCUUAUAUCGUCAAACAAGGGGACAUUGAAUUGGAUGAGGAAACAUUAGGUAGAGAGCUGACAAAUUAUGUGUAGGAGAGGAAGACAAGACAUAAGUGGUCAAAAGUGUAAGGAGGUCACGAUAUAAAUGCGUAUGUGGAUAAGGAGUCACUGGGUAGGAUAAAAGUGAUAAUAAUAAGUAUCUGCAAAUGACAAUAGUAUUCGACUUAAAGAGAGAAGACUAAGUACAAAACAGUGUAGCUAUAUAUACUGCUAGCGUAUAGUACUAGAAGCUCCUAUAGUUACUACAUUAGUAUUAGUAUUGAUUAUUAUCGAUAUAACUCGAAGAUACUAGAAUAAGCUUAUAAAUCAAGCUUAUAAAUCAAGCUUAUAAACCAAGCUUUAGAAUAUUCCUUUAGGCUAAAGUUUAAACUAAAAGCCUAAACCUUAAAGUGCUUAUUACCUAAAUCCGAUAACUAACUUUAACAAAAAGAGGUAGAGUUUAUUAGCGAGAUUCCGAAAAGUGCUAGUGGGAAGAUCUUGCGGCGGAUAUUGAGGGAUAAGUCGAAGGGUACUUGUACCUUGGGAGAAAAUAGGGUUGUCGUGGACCAAAAAAUAAAGGCAAAGCUGUGA